This is a messenger RNA of Meira miltonrushii, 1974 nucleotides long. RefSeq lists its product as uncharacterized. The record is from RefSeq and is a predicted model, not a curated record. Bases 1 to 1893 code for a protein of 630 amino acids. Gene Ontology annotation, biological process: mismatch repair. Gene Ontology annotation, molecular function: ATP hydrolysis activity; ATP-dependent DNA damage sensor activity; ATP binding. The transcript has 6 exons. Lineage: Eukaryota; Fungi; Basidiomycota; Exobasidiomycetes; Exobasidiales; Brachybasidiaceae. Gene Ontology annotation, cellular component: mismatch repair complex.
AUGAUGACUACUUCAAUCGAACCUCUGGACGAACGAACGAGCAACACGCUCACCGCCAGUGUUCUGUAUCCAGAUUUGGCAUCAAUCGCACAAGCAUUCGUGCAAAAUGCGAUCAAGAAUUCACCUAAAUCAUACAUCGAACUUCGAAUCAGCUUUGCUCCUAUUUGGCAGAUUGAAUGCCGCGAAGAUGGAAAGAGUGAUCGAUCCGCUGAUGACGAUUCAAUUCAGAAUUUGUCGUUUUUGGGCACUCUUUGCACGGAUACAUGCGGGAAGAGAAGAGUACGAAAGGGAACCAGUGUUGAUCGGCAAAAAUCAAAGGAAGGAAACAAUUCCAUUUGUCUUCGAUGCUUCUUCGAAAAUAUCCCUGUGAGACGCACAUCAUUGCACAACAGAGCAAAUUGUAUGGCAGAGGUAAGAAAGGUCAAGAAUACAGUCAAAGCACUGUCUUUGUUGUGUCCUCAUAUUCGGAUCGCAUGCUACAUCCAAGAAAAUUUCUCCGAUCAGGUAAUGAGAGUAUUUAAUUUCGAAGCAAAUCAAGAUUUCAACGACAGAUUCGAAACACUCUAUUGCACACCGGAAAAGGAUGCCAAUCUGACACAAAUUAAUGUAAAGACUGGGAAAUACAGCAUUUCUGGCUAUGUCGACCUUUUGGGGACAUCUAACAUCACCGAACAGAUCGUGCUCAUCAAUGGAGCUUUGGUUCGAGAUCACAAUCGUAUUGAUAGCGGUGAUAGCAUGAUCAGCGGAAGACUACACGAAACACUGAAAAAGCAAAUGUCCGACAAGUCAUUGGAGCCUGUUUAUGUUGUCGUUGUCAGAUUCGAGAAUAUGCAGUCAGACACGAAGAUGUUUGAGCAUAUGGCCAAGAGUAUCCAAAAAAGUUUGACAGAAUCAAAGUAUACACAAAAGAAUGGAAUCAACUCGACGGCAACGUCGAUCGAUGAAUUCCAGAAGCCUGGUUCACAUGCUCUCAGCACGAGAAUGGACUACAACCAGACUGGCCGCAUCCAGGGUGAAAUAGACCGAAAACAUCUUGUCCGAAGUGCUCCGACCGGUAAGAGAAAUGCGAUCGCAACUCUGGGAAUGCGGAAAAGACAAGCAUUGAUUGACGAAUCAGCCGUUUCUGGCUUCGACGUUCUUCAUGCCUCAUCAGGCCUAAGCCUUUCCGAUUUGGAACUGAUUGGUCAGGUAGAUGACAAAUUUGUAGCGUGUAUCAAUCUGCAAACAAGUCGAAUUGUCCUGAUCGACCAGCAUGCUGCUCAUGAACGGAUCCGGUAUGAGAAAAAGCUAGGUGAAUAUAUUUCACAGCGUUUGACCAAGUCUUCAGGUGACAUUUCGACGAUCGACAAGAAAGUUGAACAUCGACUAAUGACAGAAGUCUUGUAUGAGGAUUUCAAAAGCGCCAAAGAGCUGCUCCAAUUCUGGGGAAUCGGGAUGGAAGAAACGGACGACGCUCGGACGGUAAAGCUUAUUUCCCUGCCAUCACUAUGCUCUGUUGAGAAGAAGGAUGAGAUACGACAUUUGUUGGAUACUCUAGCGGACUGGCUUCGAGCGGUUCCAGCUCGAAGAAGACUUGAUGAUUUAAAGGUUGCAUUGUCAGCACAAACCAAUCCUGCUGCACGAUUGAUGAUCUCGCUACGACAUGCGCCACCUAUGAUCAUAGACAAGGUGACAACAUGGUCAUGCAGAGGAGCGAUCAUGUUCAACGAUCCCCUCACAAGUUCUCAAUGUCAAAGACUUCUUGCAGAAUUGGGUCAAUGCAUAUUUCCUUGGCAAUGCGCUCAUGGCAGGCCCACUUCUCUAAUUGUUUCGCAACUUGAUCGAGUGCAGAUCCACAUACUGAACAAGUCACCGAUCGAUUGGUUAAGCAUUAACACCAAGUCUGCCGCAUGAGUCAUCCCUUCCAUCAUCUUCUUCCCUUCCUCCUUCCCUUCCACCACCUUCUUCCCUUCCACCACCUUCUUCCCUUCCACC